AUGGACGCGGCUGCCAAGAAAGCGGUCCGGCGCGCCAACGCGCCGCAGUGGAAGGUCGCCGUGGGCGUGGGCAUCGGCUUGGCGUUAGCCGCGGCGCCGCUGGCCUUCAAGGAGGUCAGGGCGCGGGAGCAAUCGGUGGCGCAGAUGCGAGACGCGCAGUACGAUAAGCAGGGUUCCAAGGAUGACGCGCGAGACGCGCGGCUCAAGAGGGGCAAGAAGUGA
Molecule: messenger RNA, 222 nt
Organism: Micromonas commoda
Lineage: Eukaryota; Viridiplantae; Chlorophyta; Mamiellophyceae; Mamiellales; Mamiellaceae
Exons: 1
Coding region: 1-222 (73 amino acids)
Source: RefSeq, a predicted model, not a curated record